AUUGAAAGCAUUGAAAUCGCCGAGCAUGGUGGCCGGCCCGACCACGAAGGAGAGCGACGUCGAGAGCUUCUUCAAGCGCAAGCUGCCGCGGGCGCCAGCAGACGGCGCGACCGCCCUCGUCUUGGUCGAGGAGCAUCAAGCCGCUCUCGGCGCCGGGCGCGUGCUGCUGGAACACGCCGCCUCGCUCGUGGCCGGCGCCGGCGACGUCCGCGUCCUGCGCGUCCAGCUUGAGACCUACAUGGCGCCACGAGCCAGUGACGACGACUGCGUCGAGGUGCUCAAUUUUGCCGGCGACCUUGGCGGUUGGCUCGCGCCCGGCGACGCCAUGACCAAUGUCCUCGCCAGCGUCACAGCAGCCGCUGCGCAAAGCGGCACGCCCGUGAUCCUCUUCCUCGACUCGCUCACGCCGCUGCUUCAAGCCGGCUCGUUUCACAUCGCGCUCCAGUCGCUGCGCGCGCUGCUCUCUCUUGCUGGCGUCGUUGGCCUUGUCGGUCGCUACAAUGCGUCGCUGCAUCCCAAGCACGUGGUCCAUGCGCUGCGAGCGCAAGCAACGGCCUUCAUGCUGGUCGAGACACCCGCGUCGAUCGCUGCGUACCACUUUCUAUCGAAGGAAAGCAAGCGCACAGUACCUCCGACGAUGGACGGCGUCAUUGUCUUCGUCCGCAAAAUAAAAAAUGGCACGUCGACCGAGGCGACCGACUGCUUUCGGCUGCCGCUACCCACGGCUAUCGGUCCUUUGAUGGAGCUCUUCGCGUGGGGUGAUGCCACGAAAGAAGCAAAGGAUGAUGUGUCCGAGCCCGCCUCGGCCUUGCAGCCGUCGGACUUGGUGUCGACGCUCGCGCCGGAUGUGAGCUUCAACCUGCGCAUCUCGGACACGGAUCAAAAAGCAAAAGACCAAGUCCAGCUGCCCUACAUGCAGACAUCGUCGUCGUCGUCGUCGGGCGCGCCCAAAGCUGCACUCUUCUACAUUGACGAAGACGACCCGGACUGGGACGACGACGAUCUCGACGACGAUCUCGACAUUUAAUUCACCACCACCUUUGCAUGUACGAAAA
Molecule: messenger RNA, 1055 nt
Organism: Saprolegnia parasitica CBS 223.65
Lineage: Eukaryota; Oomycota; Saprolegniomycetes; Saprolegniales; Saprolegniaceae
Exons: 5
Coding region: 26-1027 (333 amino acids)
Biological process (GO): tRNA wobble uridine modification
Cellular component (GO): cytosol; nucleus; elongator holoenzyme complex
Molecular function (GO): tRNA binding
Source: RefSeq, a predicted model, not a curated record